Messenger RNA from Ilex paraguariensis (yerba mate), 312 nucleotides. Lineage: Eukaryota; Viridiplantae; Streptophyta; Magnoliopsida; Aquifoliales; Aquifoliaceae. The record is from the annotation of a GenBank genome assembly.
AUGUCUUCUGUUAUAGAAGAAGAUGCUGGACCUUCUUCAAAAGUAGGCUCAAGUGAUGUCCCAAGUGGACUCCUGCAUGUAAGAGAAUCUGAUAGAAAUCCUACUCUGCAUACUUACAAAGAGGCUUUUGCUGGUCAUAAAGUUGUCAAUGUAGAUACUCGUGAUCGGCUACAUUGGCAUAAGUGUUGGAGAAGAAGAACUACAGCUGUCAAUGAGUCAGAAAGCCUUUCUGACAUUGAUGAUUCUGAGGUGUCCGUUGUCAUUGGCAUUUUAUAUGAAUUUCUUUCAAGUUCCGCUAAGCUUGUCUUUUGA